Molecule: messenger RNA, 13218 nt
Organism: Schistosoma haematobium
Lineage: Eukaryota; Metazoa; Platyhelminthes; Trematoda; Strigeidida; Schistosomatidae
Exons: 4
Coding region: 47-406 (119 amino acids)
Biological process (GO): positive regulation of protein localization to early endosome; positive regulation of early endosome to late endosome transport; regulation of cell shape
Cellular component (GO): adherens junction; microvillus; cytoskeleton
Molecular function (GO): cell adhesion molecule binding; actin binding
Source: RefSeq, a predicted model, not a curated record
AUACAAUUAGCCCGCGGGGUUCGCUACUGGUUGUGGUUCUUGCGUGAUGCCGAAAUUGGUACCUGUAUCUGUUCUUACGAAGGAUGCCCAGUUGGACUUCACAUUGAAGCGCAAGGCCUCUGGGGCACAGCUCGUCUCGAAAGUUUGCACAGCUCUUGGUAUUAGAGAGAUGUGGUAUUUUGGUCUUCAGUGUGUGGACCACAAAAACAGACUUACAUGGCCAGAGGCCGAUAAGAAGAUUACGACAACGCAAAAAAUCAAGGAUGGCCCACUGCAUUUUGACGUCAAAGUGAAAUACUAUCCAGAGGACCCAUCGAAUGAACUUAUUGAUGAAACAACUCGUUUGUAUUUUUACUAUGAUGUAACUACUGUUUUGCUAAACAAUGUAAUGAUAUCCAUAGGUUAAAGACGACAUAGUCAGUGGGAGAAUUUAUUGUCCUGCAGAAACUGCUGUUUUAUUGGCUUCUUAUCAAUAUCUUAUUCGCAGUGAGGGAAAUGGUCCAUCCACCGUCAGAAAACCCCUUAACAUCUCCAAAUACCUUUCUGCAAAUGUACGUGAACAAUAUAAUCUAACUGAUGAAGAAUGGGAAGCCAAAGUGAUGAAUUGUGUUUCUUCGCAUAAAAAUAUGUCCAAGGACGACGCAGUAAAGGAAUACAUAAGAAUUGCUCAAGAUCUAGAAAUGUUUGGAGUUACAUUUUUUAAAAUAAAAAAUGAAAAAAAGACUGACUUGUGGCUUGGUAUUGAUGCUUUAGGUUUGAAUAUUUAUGAAUAUGACAACCAGUGAGUUUUUCGUUUUUAAUAGGCUUCCCAACUUCAUAGUACAUGACAAUUUCCAAUAUUUCUCUUGUUUUCAGCCACUAAGUCGCAUGUUUAAACCCUUCUUCACUUCAACCUGAGCAACCGGUUAGUAUCACUAGCCCUCACACCUAAGAUGUGACUCCAAACUACGUACCUUUACCUGCUAAUGAGUUUAUAAUAACAGUUCUACCCCUUACCUCCUGUUUUCCUAAUUCAUAACAAUCAGUCUUUCGAAACAAACAUCCUUUAAUCUUGUAUACGCUAUAUCACAUAGGGCUUUUAGCAUAAAUAAGUAUAGUUUUAUUUGCUAAAUGUUAUUUCAUAGUAAGUUGAGGUUGGAGCUUGAAGGAAAUCUAAUUAAACACAUGUACGAACGGAUUCCGUCAAGUUUCUUUGAGUUAAUGAUAGUCACAUUAAUAAACACGAUGUAUUUCACAUGUAUUAGAGAUAGCCUGACCAUAGUUCUGGUUGUACUUUGAGUGUCCAAAUUUUCGUUCGUAGUAAAAUAACUUGUAGUUUACGGUGGGAAAGUGUUUAACUUUGGUAAUUUAUAUUUACAACUAUGCGAAGGCAGAACAUGAAUAAUAGGUUUAUGGUGUUCAAUCAUGGAUAUCUAAUGAUCCUUAGCUUGCGAUAAAACCACGAGGCAACUCGUUAUGUUAAAGUAGAAUGUAGUAAAUAAAGGUGGUAAGACCGCACGUGAGCCUUCAACCUUGGUUCUUCUAAUGCAUCCGGCUAAAGUGGGCAUCUACCUCAUCGUGAGAUAUCGGUUUGCAGAGUCAAUGAUUAUCCUGUGUCGUGUUAGGGUUUACUGGACAAGGUGAGGCUUCAUUUUCAAAGUCGACCCUAAUUACUUUACGUCAUAUAGAUGCAGCAUUUCCAAAGAUCAUAGUUUUUCGAGAGGUACACUUUACAGCUGUUAGAACCUUAUGUAUUCGAAAAUACGACUUCGUCAGUGGACGUGGAGUUCCUACUUGUAGUUUUGUCACUUCAGUCGACCUGUCUGGCAUGGCACGUAUCUAAACGGAAAAGUGCUACGAUUAGUGUAAUUCGAUUGGUUUAUCACAAACAGACCCAAUCGCCAUCCCAAGGUAUCAGCUACGGUUGCGAGUAGUUUCAAUCCUGAUCGGGGUUACCGGCUUACUCUAUAGGAUGGUGUUAGAGCUUAAGUCCAUCUCUAAUUCUCUGACUUCUAAUCGCACCGAUUAUUGACGAAAACUCCCAAAUUGGUAAAGUUCAUGCAAAUCAUCCAACCAUAUUGUGUAGAUUUAUCUCGUUUACGGUUUGCGCUUGACUACUAAAAUACGAUAAGUUAGUGUUAUCUGAUAACACGGUACAUCGUUAAUAAGGGACUAUCAAUUUAGUGAAUUCCGUUUUUAAUACUUGAUAAAGUACUCGUUAAUCAAGACAUUCAAUACUAAUUUAAAAAAAAAAACAGAUUUAACGAAAUAUUGUUCCAAUAUAUAUGAACGAUACUUAGUUUCGCUAUACAAUUUUACACAAUACUUUAAAUUGUUGGAUAUAAAAGACGUCAGUCCACUCCAUGACUUGUGUAACGUCUCAAUUAAACGUUUUCUUCUUCGAACUUCACAGAUUAGCACCAAAGGUUACCUUUCCAUGGAAUGAGAUACAAAAGUUAUCCUAUUCUCGCAAUAAAUUUUUCGUCAAGCCUGUUGAAGCUUCUGGGAAGGUAAGUGACAGAAAUCUGUUUCCUUUCUUUAUUCUGUUAGUUAUAAGUAGGUACUUACAGAAUAAUUUCAUCGGGUUUAUGAAUCGACGUGCACUAGACGGGAUCAAAGUCGGUUGACUUUAUUUUAAGAUAAAAUUCACUGAUUUUGAGUUUUGUGAAGUGACCUCUAGUCUCUAGACAUAUAUUUCUUACUGAAUGAACAUAUAACAAUUUCGGCUGUUUCGAUAUGAGCCCGAAAUACUAUUUUGAAUUAUACAAAAUACACCUGACAAAUAGCUCGAAAUCUCGUUUAACCAGAGUUCCGUCAUAUAUCCACAAUAACAAAAAAAACAACAGGUUUCUUGAUUUUUAUUGAAUUAUUGUGAUUUUUUAUUGUUUCUCAAGUCAAUUAGUUCCUUGAUACUGUUUGGUUAGUUUUUAUGAUAGGAGUUGUAACUUUCAGUAAGUGGACUUACUACAUCAAAAUCACUAUGGUUAGUGUUUGUGGUUAAUGUGAAUGUAUUUAGUUUUCAGCUAAAUGUUUCUUAGUGAUCAUAUUGGUAUUUGUGUUGUCACCAUCUUAUGUUUGAAAUAUUACUCUGCUUUGCUUAUUUUGUUAUGUAAGAAGCUGAAAAUGAAAAGCAGUAUUAUAUUUUGAAGCAAUAAAAUGUGUUGUUAUGCUCAGUUUACUGGUCAUUGUUUUCCUGUAGUAAAAGCAUCAAUCGUUUUGUUGCCUUUGUAUGUAGUGAUAUGAUAAAAAUAGAUUAUUCCGUGUUUGUUUUUUGAAUUAAUUAUAUAAUUUCUUUUGGGUUUAUUAGCUUUUUUUGUUAACCCAAUGUGCCAAUGUUGCUUUUUUGGCAUUGUACGUUUUACAGAUUGUCAUGCUGACAUCAUUAGUUGCUCUUCAUUGUCUCUUGUCUAAUUUUAGGUUCUCGUAUUCUACACGGAUAGUACUCAUACAUCUAAACUUAUUCUAAACCUAUCUACAGGCAACCAUAAAUUAUAUGCUAUUCGACGUCAACCCGAUUCGAUUGAAGUUCAACAAAUGAAAGUAAAAGCUAAGGAGCGACAGACUAUACGUGAUGCUGAAAGGUGAGUGUAUUUUAAUAAAUAUCUAAUAAUCUAUUGUGUUAUAUCCCGACGAGAAUAAUCAGAAUUAACUGCAGGUGCAUCCACUUUUUGUGUUCUCCCAAAUUCUAAUCUUCUAAAUUCUUCAUGUCCCUUUCUUUUUUCUCUUUCCAAAUUUAUUUCAGUGGAUUAUUUUCCUUGAAUAACGUCUUCAAACCCUAAUUUUUCUGAUUACAGCUUAUAAUUUUACUACAUCUAGCACUACGGGAUUUGAAUCGACCACUGCAUCUCUGUGCUAAUGUGGUGUGGCAACUCGAACUGAUGUACGUACGUACGAAGUUCCACGUUGUUACUGACUGACUGUUGGGAUUCAUUUAUGGACUAAUAUUACACGUAUAUUCAUGUUGUAUAUUUAUUAGGUAACUAGAUUAGGUAUAAUCAUAGUCCUCUUAUCAUAAGCUUUAUUUUGACCUAUAGACUAUUUGAUAUAAUUUACUGUUUUUGAGUUGUUUCCAGUUUAUUAAUUACAGUUCCCCACAAUCUCAGCCACUAUUUGGCAUGAUCUUGUAUAAAUGUUAUUUUCUAUUUUAUGGUGUGAUGUGGUCUGUUUGGUUUGUAUAUAAACCUAGUAUGUUUGAAAUAUGUGAUAGAUAUAGUGGAAGCUGGUAUUGGUUUUCUGGCAUCAACUGUCAGUGUUAGGCGAAGAAAAGGACCAACCGGGACUCGAGACUGCUCAUACAGGUCUAUAUAUCAUUGGUCUGGCACAGGGCUAAGAUUGUAUAAGUCAUAUUCCUAUUGGCGAAUAAGUCACGUGAUAAUUAGCCGAGCUUAAAAACACAACGGUUUGCACUUCACCUUUACAAAUUGAUUCAGUUACAAGAAAGUUUAUAUGAGGAUUAUUUCUUCAUUGUUAUUACCUUCCUCUUGAUGAAUUUUAUUUACUAAUAUCUUAGUAAAACAUAAAUGCAAAUAACAUUUGUACCAUAAUUGUUAUGAGCUUCAUGGGGACUUGCUUUUGCAGCCAAUACUAUGCUAUGGAGAUUGUUUACCUUGAAUGAUUACAAAAAGGGUAAAGUGGAAGCAUUGGCUUGGUAUGCACAUAUUCCAAAAAAGCCUGGUCAAAUAUCAGCUCUGAUAUUGUCAAUGAAAUACUGUGAACCAUCACGAAUAAUAAAGAAAUACUCAAGACGCGUCUGUUUUCCAUACAAUCAAAAACGUUUCUUCACAAUAAUUUGCGACAUUGGUCUGACCAUAAAGAAUAAAACAGUCCAUCUUUUUUUACCAAUUUACUUAUAUUGAAUGUGAUCAGUCCCAGUCAAUUAGUGACUAACAAACUCAAUAUUAAAUCCUUGCUUAAGUUCUCUCGAAUAACGUUAUGUAUGGUGCUAGUGUUCUACCUUAUUAUGACCAACUUCACUACUCGGCAGUUCGUCCUUUAUUACUUUAUGAUUGCAAAACAGGUACAUUUGACUAAAGGGUUUAGUGACAACCAAACCAAAUCUGACUGUUGAAUCGUAUCAAGAAAUGCAAUUAUUUUUAUUGGGACUCGUAAUAUGGUCAUAACCAUUUUUUGGAGGCUUUGGGCAACAGCCCAGAUGUAUUCAUUAUUUAUUUUUCUCCAGAUCUUCGAUGUAAUUAUUUUAUACUUGUUGUUUGUUGAUCACGUUCGUUGUUUGCGAAUUUAAUUAUCUGUUUGGUUUUCUAUAUCACUGAUAAUAUCAUUUCAAUCCCUUUGCUUUGUACGGUAUUGACUUUUCCCAUCACAAUAGGAUAAAGGAAGUGGAUUGCAUAGAAUAUCGAAGUGGCUUACAAAAAUUUGCUUUUAACUUAAAUGAAUCAUAGAAUCAUCUUACCAUGAGCCAUCAUUGGGAGAUGUUAUUUUCACGGUUAAAAACAAUUUUAGCUAAUGGUAGGAUCUACAUACAUUCACCUGGAUCUUAUAGGCUACAUGAUUAGUAGUAUAUCUAAUGUACUGAUUUUUAAGGAUCGACAACCAAUAUGCAGCCAUAUAUGGUUGUUUUAGAAAUAAUUACAAGUAAGCACAACCAUAAAUUUAAUCGAAAAUGGAGUUCUCAAGCUACUAUUACGUUUUGUGAACAAGGUUAUGCACUGAGGAGCAGAAUUCGAUUGUUAUCCAUUUUUGUUAAAUCCAUUACUACUCUUCGGUCAAAUGAGUGUGAACUCAAACAUUUUCAACUGGACUGUGGAUCGAAAUAUGUAUUAAUUCAGAAAUAUUCUUAUAUCUCAUUACGUUGAUGAAGGUGUGCUAAAAGUGUAAAGUAUAACUUCACCAAGUGUACUUAAAUCACUAAUAUGGCUCCACGUCUGUGAUUAAGUGGUAUAAACGCAUAACUUUCACCUAUAUGGGGAGACGUUUAGUCAUUCAGAUACAUUAGUAUAAAAAGCCUGUUAAUGCACCAGACUUUACCACCACACACUUUACCAGACACACAAUUCCAAACGCACACAUCUACUUGGUCACGGUUUACGAUUUACUAUGCUAUUUCGGUAAAAGGCUAGAUAAAAGCGAAAAAUAUCAUUUCUGCGUGUGAUACGCUUAGACGUAGCUUCUGGUAUUCCCAUAUGCAAUAUCGUAUCAUGAUAUCACGCUUGCUUACCUAAUCACAGUGUUUUCAUAGAAAAAGUUCAAGAUUGUGUGGCAUAUGUGAUUUAUCACUUUGUGUUGACCUAGCUGAUUUCCAUGAGAAUACAGAUACUAGAGAUAAUAAACAUCUUAAGUUCUAUACCAUAUUUAGUACUCAUCAGAUAUGUGUUUAUAAUUAUUUUUAAAAUAGAGUGGUGAGCAUCUCGUAAGUGAUUUGGAUUGUCGUAAUGUGUUUUGAUAAUUACCUGUCAAUAUUUUGCUCCGUGUACCAAUCAAAAACAGACUAUGAUAAUGUAACUCUUGAAUUACUUAUCAAAUCAACUGUGUACACAUUUUUGGUGAUUGAUAUACUAUUUUGUAUACAAUGGUGGUAACUAAAAAUUUGAAAAGUCCAAAUCAUUGCAGGAUUCAGACUACAGACCUCUGGGUAACUAGCUCUGUUCUACUAAGUAAUUGUUAACCCUGAGUGAAUUCUUUUCAUACACAGUAGUCAUUCCUUUUUCUUAUCACCCAAUUUUAGUAUUUUAUGAUCACUCCUUGGAAGAAGACAUAUGUGGGUAACUGAUUAUGCACAAAUAUAAAAGACCCUUGACUGUAGAUGCAGCUCUGAAUUUUCUAUGAAAAAACUUGUAACCUUCUAAAUAACUUAAUUCCCUCAUAGUAAAAAGAAAAGUCAUAAACAUGUUAUCGUUUAGGAAACAGAUUUUUUAACGCUUUUGACAAAAAUACCGAAGUGAGGAAACACUCGUCCACCUAUUGGGAGCGGAUAGAUAAUACAAAGUAAUAUCAUUUCAGGUUAUUUAAUUUACAUUUCAAAUCAAUAAAACGUUUUAUCGAUCACUUGGAUGUCCGAUAUUUUCUAACCAGACCUCAUAUCCAAAAACUCGCCUACUUAUCCCAAAAGAUGUCAACUUCGCCUAUUCUGAGGGAUUGUCUAAUGUUACUUCGCUUAGUGAUUUAUCGAAUAAUCACUACAACCAAGGGAUCUUCGAAUUAUCGCCAUGUAUUUUGGGACUAACAUCCAAGCAAUGUCAGGCUAGAAAUGGGGUACUCGAUAGAGGUAGCAAAUCAAUUGAUGAGACAAAUCUUCAAUUAGGAUGGUUUGGACAAACACCCUCUACAUCGACGCUUGUUAUCGAAUGUAGGAGUAAGUUAAAAGGAGGCUGAAGGUAACUAAACCAAUGCGUAGCAGCAAUCUAAAUAAUCAUUGACAAAGGAACUGAUCCAUAUUAAAAGGUUAUCUAGUUAAGGUUCGCUAGAAUACUGUAACCAAUAGUUAAGGAUCUUGAACGAUAUGGCUAAGGAGUGUUAGUGACUGGGCAGGUGCGUUCAUUCGUUGCCUUCUUCUAAACCCCAAGGUACCAUAUUCUUCAGAAUCCUUUUAUCUCACCAAUUUAUACCCUCUGGAAUGGCACCCUCGACACCUAAUCUUUUCUAUUACCAUUAACACUGUUACUACCUCCACUACUCCGGGAUUUCCCCUGACAAUUUCAUCUCACUGAGUUAAUGGGUUAUGGAAAAUUAAAGAGGUGUACACAUGUCCGAUUUACUGCGAUGCACUUUAUUGACUGAACAACCUCGUCACAACAUACUAACAAAAUACAUGUAACUCUUAGAGUAGGACUUUCUGUGUUACUAAAUUUCUAAGUGUUAUUUAUGUGGUCUAUAAUUGUAAGUUUACACCCAGACUGUUAUACAACUUUAUGUAUUUAUCUGUCAUUCAGUGGGCAAAACCUUUCUGUUACUGCCAUAAACGUAAGCUUCAUGGUUUUCUCGACUGAAUUUGAUUAAAAUAGUUCUUGUGCUCACAGACUAAAUAACAUCACUAUUCAUUUAUUGUUUUAUACAAUAGUCAAUUUACUAAAAUAGGUUCUUAGGAUAUACCAGAAAAAAACCCAAUUCAGAUAUUCAUUCAAUAAAUAUUCUCCCCUCUUUUUGUUUCGAAAGUAAAUUAAAUAAUUUCACGUCCUCUUACUCCAGUUUGUUUUCUGUACAUUCAAUAAAUGCUUGUUCGUCUCUUAACUGCAGUGCACUGUGGUGACACAUGUAAGGACAAUAAUUUUGUGGUUGUUUGUAAUUUGUGAAUAAUUAUAGCUUUUUUGCUUCUAUACAGGUCUGAUUAUUCAUAUUUUAUCAAACUCAAAUUAACUUCUACUUAAUUAAUAUAUCAUUAAGGGAAAAACUACGUGCUGAACAAGAAGCGAGAGAAGUAAUGGAAAAACGACUACAAGAUAUGCAACGUUUAAUGCAAGAAAACGAGGAAGCAUUCGCACGUACGCAAACAGUUUUAGAACAAUAUGAAUGUAAAGUUAAUGAAUUGAAUGCACAACUUGAAGAAGAAAAAAGUGCACGAAAACAAUUAGAAAACUUACAGUAUUAUCUAGAAGAAGCAAAUCGCAAAUUAGGACUGGUAAGAUUUGAUGAACAUUCUAAAAUUACUUUUGUUUUUCCCUUUAUUUUUGAUUUAGUUUCUGAUGAUAAUCGUUCUUGUUUAAUUGUUGAACAAUUAAACCCAUUUGACAGCAAAUCUCCAAAUUGUAUCUUUAUCCUACCAGUUAGCAAUUAUUAGAGAUGUAUUAUCAAGAAAAUCCAACUUUGUUUAAAGUUAUAUCAACGUUACUCGUCUUUGUCCUUAAAGACAUCUUUGAACUGAAAUGUGAAACGACACGAGUUCCCCCCUAGUUUAAAGUUGACUUUUUAUUCCUCAUUGAUGAAAAUCAACCUAUGGAGUCCCAUAACCUCUCCAGGCAAAGGUAUUACACUAAAGGUAAUUACCUACUUUUCAUGGUAAGCAGAGGCUAUUGUCAAGUGUAAAUCCUAUUCUUUUGAAGACCGUACAACAGCUAAAUUCACUAGUUACAGCUCUAGUUUAAUAAUUUAAGAACUACACUUUAGGUCAAUAGCAUUUCUAGUUUUCCUAUGAUAAUUCCAGUUAUAGGUAGCUAUACUUGGUCAUCGUGCUGUACUAAUAACAAUCCAUGGUAAACGACGAUUUUUUUGUCUUUGUUUUUCAUAAACCGUGGUUCAACUGCUUUAAGUCAAUAGAAGAGCGUCAGCGUAUAGCACAGGAACGCGAUGAAAUCAAUGCCAAAAUUAAUGAGCAAAACCAACUACUACAGGAGCGAGAGGAAGAAAAGCGUCAGUUUGAGGCUGAACUGGCUCGCGUUCGAGCUAUGCAUGAAGCAGAAAUGGACCACUUCAGUGAACAGAAACAAGAAUCUGACGGUUAGCGAUGUACCACUUAAAUAUUUUUCUUAACCAUAGUGAUUAAUUGGGGACAAAAUCGUUAUUGUGUGAUGUACAUUUCUCAGCUUUUGAAAUACCAUGAACUUUCUAACCAUUUAUUUAACAAACUCAUUAGAUUUUCUUUACCAAACCGCAAACAAAUAAAGUUAUUAACCAUCUAUGUAAUUUCUAACUUACAGGACAUGUAUACAUUAAAUCAUCAUGUUUGUAGCUGCAGAGAGCGCCUAUUCCUUGUCAGCUUCAUAUCUCAUAUAACCUUUCGUGUCAAAGAAAUACAAAGUCAUGCGCCUAGUCAUAUAUAUAUAUAUAUAUAUGCUUCCUGCAAAUUAUUAUUUCAAAUGAAUUACAACCAAAUUAAAUAUAGUUAAACAUUUUAUCAUGCCAUUUACAGUACCAUAUCCUUUGCGUUACCUAAGGUUUAUUUUUCUCCUGAUCCCUAUAAAUACUAGUUUAUACUUGUGUACGCAGUAAUAACUGUUGCAUUUAGUUCAUUGAACCACUCUCAAUCUAUUUGUUUGCCCCUAGGGCUACUACCACUAUUGCUACGACAAUUAGUAGUACCAUUAUGAUUAUAUGCAUCUAUGUAUAUGUAUAUAUGAAAUUUAUUGAUUGUGUUUUAGAAUGCGAACUGGAGGCAGUCAAUAAUGUUGAUGAGGAUUUACGUCAGUCCAAACAAGAUACUGAUGAGGAUCAUGCGACACGCCUUAAAUUAUUACGACAAGAUUUAAGCUCUGUUCGAAAUCCAAAUAAGAUGCAAGCGAUCGACAUUCAUUAUGAGGAUAUCGUAAGCAAAGGUAUGGAUAAAUAUCGUACACUAAGAGCUAUACGUGAGGGGAAUACGAAAAAACGAGUUGAUCAAUUUGAAUCCAUGUAGUUCGUAUAAUUGGUUGGCAUACGUGUAGUAAGUAGAAAAGAAUUCAUUUGUUAAUUAAACUAUUUGUUUCGCUUGUGUAAUCAAACAUUCCAUGAGGAAACGCCAACUGAAUUACUGUCGAGCUGUUUUACUCAAGUCAGAUUAUAUUUGUGUUUUUUUCCUCGCUUUCACAUGUUGCACGUUUAUAUUUUUUUAUUGCCGUUAACAUUGUAAUAGGAUGAUAAUUAUCUCAUGAUUUUGGUGUAAACACUACUUGAUUGUAAAGAAAAACAAUUUUAGCCUUGCAACAUCUUAUAAAAUAUUUUGCUUGUAGCUUUUCCGUUAUCAUCCUUUUUUGCUCAAUAUUUUUAUAUAUAUUCGUUGUAUUUGUUUAUUAUUGCUUCUAUUAUUGUCAAUUGUUACUAUCGUUAAUGCUAAUCCACUACCUGAUGAUACGUCUCACGCGUAUUCUAUGCAAGACUAAAGAAAGGUAUGGUGAAUGAGAUCACAAAGAAGAUUUCGUAUCACAGAGAUUACGACUACCACUGCUGUUCUGAAUAAUUCAUCAGCACAAAAAUUGGAAGUUAUCCUUACAUAUAUGAUAUAAAUAUAUGCCUUCUUAGUACACACGUAUACUUAUAUAUAAGAUGUCUUUUAUCCCCUGUCCAACGUUUUUCCAUAUUUCAUGAGAAGUCAGUGCCUAUUUUCUGUGACCAGUUUUCCGCCAAUUGGUUGGAACAUGUAGACAACUUUAAAUACACUAAUGAUGCAGUGAUUUGCAUAAUAAUAUAUGUGUAUCAUAAUAGGAGUAUGCACAGACAGAAUUUAGUAAAACAACUUCGCCGAAAUAAACAAAUGAAGGUUAAGUUAGCAAACUAAUACUUGUUCUACGGGAUCUCCGAUCCACAUGUUAGAGUCAAUCAGUCAGCUACAACGUAGGACCAGGCACAUAUGUGCAUCGAUCAAAGUUGCCAUACCUCAUUAACACAACAAGAUGAAAACCAGAUUCAUAGAAGUGGUUAAUUCAGUGUUGGUAAUAUAUGAAAGAAAGAUUGCAUAUAAGGACAUAGUACAGGAAGAAAGAAUUAGUUAGUAGAAAGAAAGAUAUGGAGCGAUUUUAAUCUCAAAGUGUAUAAACCGACGCCAUUGUGAUCGAUUCUGAGCCAUGUCACCAAGUCUCCAACCAUUGGUUACGAUAGUCAUGCGGACCCCAACCAAGUAGUCUGCAUCUACCAAAAUGGCUCAGACUAGAAGUUAGUGACUUCAAUGACUGGUGCCACGUUUUAGUUUGGCCGCUCCCUAAUUUCUUCCAACCAUCUCCGACACUAGUCAGGAUUGCACGUCGUGGUAAUCAGUGUUCAGGCGUACGCAACACUUGGCCCAACCAUCUCAGUCGAUGAAGAUCCACAACCUCAUCAACUGAUUUAUCAUCAUUCCCUAAAAUCCUGUAUCUAACCUCACUAUUCACUUACCCGGUGAUCCCAGCAGAUGCGAGCGAUAUUUCUAAGGCAUCUGUGGUCAAAUACUAGUAGUCCACAUGUUACACCGGGGACCUGUUUAUCUCCAUAAUGUAUGCUCGACAAUCGGUAGCUUUAAAUCAUCCGCUGAAUUUAUCCUUCCGUCUCAUACUAAGAAAAGAAAAGCGACAAAAGUUAAACAACCCCUUAUUGGAUAAUCAAAAUGUUUAUUAGAUGACGUCGAUCAUGUUCAUGAUAUGAAUACCAUUAUGUAUAUCCAUUGAUUGUAAAUGGUAGUCUAAACAGUUUGUAAGUGUACUUUAUUGUAAAUUACAUCUUGUUUGGUGUAGUAGUUACUUUUCAUAAUUAUGGUGCGUAAAUUCCAGUGAUAUUUACAUGAUAAUGCAUGUCAAACAACAUCUGUUUUAUACUAUUUCAAGACGUUAUGCGUCGACAAAUUUCGCUUUCAGAUUCUAAACCUAUAUGCUUAACUCUCCCCAGAGAUGUUACAAUGUCAUUACUAUGUUAUACCGGCCUAAUUUUAUGUGACAGAAGAAUCAAAAGACCAUAUAACGGUAACUUGCUUUCAGUGCACUUCCUACUAAUAACCUAAGCCAUCAGUUACUCCGAUAAUGAUAAUAUGCCAGAUAGAAUUCUAACCAAAAGUUGAAAUGCUGAGCAUGUUUGAAGUUACCUUGAUCUUAUCAAAACACUUUUUGCAGCAAAUUACUGUGAAAACUCCUUAGAUUUACAGAUUAUUUGUCUUUAGUUCUAACUUUUCCCAACGUAAUGUAAAAAGGCAGAUAAUUUUGAAAUACCUAGUAGUAGUGCCUGUUAUAAUGAAGGCGAACCUAUUGGCAUCCCGAAAUACAAGGUUUCCUUCAGAAGAAUUGUUUCGACAAACAACCUCAAGUUUUACAAACAUCCUUACCCGUAUAUCAAGUAUCCUCUACUUUUGGCAAAAUAAGCUUGCCUUAUUACUGCAAUUGUAAAGUGUGGCCAGACUUAUAGUUAAGGAGUAUGCCUGACACUAGUCUCUUUUCCAAUCUAUAUGUUUCUUUCUUAACUUGCUGAUCUAAUUAUGGUGAACCGUUUUAAUAUCAAAUGGAUGAUUAAGGGUGAGAAAAUGAUAUCUAGUUGCAUCCUAAUUAUUAUAUAUGGAUUUAGUUCAAACUAUUUAUCAUAUUAGGUGGUUGUUAGUGAAGGUCAGUUAACAAAGUGCAUCGCAGUAAAUCGGACAUGUGUACACCUCUUUAAUUUUCCAUAACCCAUUAACUCAGUGAGAUGAAAUUGUCAGGGGAAAUCCCGGAGUAGUGGAGGUAGUAACAGUGUUAAUGGUAAUAGAAAAGAUAAGGUGUCGAGGGUGCCAUUCGAGAGGGUAUAAAUUGGUGAAACAGAAGGAUUCUGAAGAUACACGUUAAACUCGAUUUUUAGUGCGUAGAUUGGUACCACGCAAGUUAUUAUAAAGUAACUGUACUUCCCCAAUUCGUGCAGUAAGCUCUCCAGGGAACGGCUUACUAG